AUGAUUCGGUUGUGUGUUACAUUCAAAAGAGUAGUUGAUGGUGAUAGGAGUAAAGUCCAGUUCGAUCUGAAUAAGUUCCCAGCUGAUACUAGCGAUGGUUGUAAUGUGGAAGUUGAUGUAGGAAAAUCAGUAGGUAUUAUUUCAAGGAAUUCACCUAAGCCGACUAAUGAUGUAUUAGAAAAGCCUACUGAUGCUAAUCUUGGUGAUGUUGUUGGUUUAAAGUUGGAAGAUUCAAUGGUAAAAAAGGGUGAAUAUUUUAGCAGUAAGGAAGCUUUACAGGCUACUAUGGAAAUGACUCCAUCUGCAAGAACAAUUGGACAUCUCAUUAAGCAAAGUUAUGAGGGUGUGAAGGAAGGUCCUAAACCAAAUGAUAUAGUUAAUAUUAUUCGUUCAAGGUAUGGCUGCGAGCUAACAUAUCACCAAGCUUGGGAGUCUCGGGAGUAUGCAGUUAACGAAGUUAGAGGAAUUCUUGAGAAAAGUUAUGCUAAGAUUCCAAAAUACUUGCCCAUGCUACAAGAAGCGAAUCCUGGGGUUCUCCUAGUUGCUACAGCUGUAGAUGGUAACUCCAAUUUGUAUCCAAUCGCAUUUGGAAUUGCUGAUUCUGAGAAUGAUUAUAGACAUACAUCGAUUGCUAAAUCAAUUGGAAACAUCUAUCCAUUGGCUAAACAUGGUAUUUGCAUCCACCACUUGCUUAGCAAUGUGAUAACAUAUCAUAAGGGAAGAGGUGUCGCUGAGGAAGCCGAUGUGACAAAAUGGGCUCGCUGUCAUUUUCUGGGUUAUAGGUAUGAUAUUAACACCAACAAUGCAGCUGAAUCAAUUAAUGCUGCUUUGAGGACACCCAGAGAGUAUCCAAUAAUUCCUUUGUUAGACAGCAUCAGAGAAAUGAUGACACACUGGUUUUAUGAGAGUAGAGAGUUAAGUGCAAAGCAUAAAGAUCUUUUAACUGUUGAGGUGGAGAAAAAGAUUUCAAGAAGAAUAGAGAAAGGUAAAUUCAUGAACGGUUAUUUGAUGAGCAGAUCGCAGAUCCAGGUUAAAGGUAAUGGAGUAGACUACAUUGUUGACUUAGAAAGAAGGACUUGUUCAUGUGGAAAGUUCAGCAUCCAAAAACUCCCUUGUAGACAUGCUAUAAAAGGAGCUUUUGAUAUAGGCAAGGAUCUAUAUCCUUAUGCUGAUGAUGUGUAUACCACUACCGCAUGGAGAUUGCAAUAUGAGGAAACUAUUAAUCUAAUAGGUGUUCCUGAAGAAGAAUGGCGAGUCCCACACCAUGUUGAAGAUGCAAAAGUUCGACCACCUGAAACAAGAAGACAUCCAGGACGGUGA
Camelina sativa (false flax) is the source of this 1320-nucleotide messenger RNA. The record is from RefSeq and is a predicted model, not a curated record. NCBI's taxonomy places the organism in Eukaryota, Viridiplantae, Streptophyta, Magnoliopsida, Brassicales, Brassicaceae.